Melanotaenia boesemani (Boeseman's rainbowfish) is the source of this 1853-nucleotide messenger RNA. RefSeq names its product snurportin 1 (gene snupn). NCBI's taxonomy places the organism in Eukaryota, Metazoa, Chordata, Actinopteri, Atheriniformes, Melanotaeniidae. Gene Ontology annotation, molecular function: nuclear import signal receptor activity; protein binding. Gene Ontology annotation, cellular component: nucleus; cytoplasm. The record is from RefSeq and is a predicted model, not a curated record. The coding region runs from base 88 to 1209 and encodes 373 amino acids. Gene Ontology annotation, biological process: snRNA import into nucleus; protein import into nucleus. The transcript has 9 exons.
CCCAAAUAGAAUUUGCCUCUCCCAGAAGAAAAUGACAGCGUGACGUUUUAGCACCAGCCGUAGCAGGAGCUAGCUGCCCGUGUCCCCAUGGAUGACCUGGCCCAAGCCCUCUCAGCCAGCUUUGCUGUGUCCAAGGAGCUCAACAGUACAGCCGCCCCCCACCCUCGGCUGGCUCAGUACAAGAGCAAGUACAGUGUGCUGGAGCAGAGUGAGCGGCGCCGGAGAUUUCUGGACCUGCAGAAAACUAAAAGGUUAAACUAUGUCAACCAUGCACGGCGCCUGGCUGAUGGGGACUGGACAGGGGGAGACAGCGAUGGAGAGGAGGACAUGGAAAAGCAGGAGGAAGGGGAACAGGGACAAGAUGGCAACACAGAAGAGGAGGGGAUGGAAAUUGAGAAGAGGAAGCUGCCAAAGCAUUAUGCAAACCAGCUCAUGCUGUCAGAGUGGCUGGUGGAUGUACCAUCAGAACUGGACACUGACUGGCUGAUGGUGGUCUGUCCUGUGGGGAAAAGAUCCCUAAUUGUUGCCUCCAAGGGUUCCACUGCAGCGUACACUAAAAGUGGCUAUUGUGUGAACCGUUUCCCCUCCCUGCUUCCCGGUGGGAAUAGACACAACUCUGCAAUGGGAAAAGACUACACAAUCUUGGACUGCAUUUACAGCGAGGUGGACAGAACAUACUACAUCCUGGAUGUCAUGUGUUGGAGAGGUCACCCAGUUUACGACUGCCCGACAGAGUUUCGUUUCUUCUGGCUUCAGUCUAAGGUUCAGGAGACGGAGGGCCUCUCAGAGAUUGCCAAACGAAACCCUUUCCGGUUUGUGAGUCUUCAGAGCGCAAACUGCACAGCAGAGUCCAUUCAGAAAGCUUUGACAGCAGAGUACAGCUUCAGUGUGGAUGGGCUCCUCUUCUACCACCAGCAGACCCACUACACCCCCGGCAGCACCCCUCUGGUAGGCUGGCUUCGCCCUUACAUGGUCACAGACAUCCUGGGCAUAGAGGUUCCUCCAGGACCCCUCACCACUAAGCCGGACUAUGCCAGCCACCAGCUGCAGCAGAUCCUGGAACACAAGAAACCAUCGAGUGAAAUCCGACCGGCUAACAGAAGUGGAGGCUACGAGUUGGAGUACCUAUCCACGCCAAGCCAGGACAGCGGGGAUACUUUGAACUUUUUAAAUCAGAAGCCAAUAAGGGAAGCACACAUGGAAAUCUGAUGGAGACACCUAACGAGAUGGAAACGCUCCUGUAGUGUUUCUGCAGGGUGGCGGCUCACAUGUGGCUUCUUAGAAUAAAUCGAACUAGUUGCAAAGCAUGGCUCAUUUUAAUCUGGCAUUAUCAAUGCCAUGAAUUAAUAGAGCGAUGCUGUACACUGACAUUUACAUGUCGCAGAAGUUUGAAACAACUGACGUCUUAAGUGUAAUUGCACAAUAUGUCACCACUAUAGUUCCAGUUUAACAGUGUAAGCAUUGUUCCUAACAUCAAAGGUAGCCAGAACAUGACUACAGUGGAUGAGAGGUGAGACAAAAAGUGCAGCCACGAGAAGUUUGUGGGCAGGUUAUAUCUUGCUGCUCUGCACUUUUUGCAGUUUGGAGGGAUCUUGCAUAAAAGUCAUCCUGUCUUUGCUGUUAUUUUCUUUUAGGUUUUGCAGCUGUUGUUAAUGCUUACUCACCAAAAGAAGCAGCAGUUUUAGCAGGUCAUUAGUUUCAGCAUCAGUAACAAGCUUGCAGGUGGAUCACUCAUUUCUUUUGGUGGUGGUUUAUCAUAGACUAGUCAGAUAUGGACUUUUGUAAUUCAAUGGUAAAUUUCAUUCACAAAUGUUUUUAGGUGUGACUUUCUAAAUAAAUGUUUUUUACAGACA